This is a messenger RNA of Salvia hispanica, 1411 nucleotides long. The record is from RefSeq and is a predicted model, not a curated record. Lineage: Eukaryota; Viridiplantae; Streptophyta; Magnoliopsida; Lamiales; Lamiaceae.
GCGCCGUUUAACGAAAGCUUCACCGACCACCGGCGGCGUUAGCUUCUUAAUCUCUCCUCACUCACGAAGAAGAAUUUUGGAAAUGGGAAGAAGUGCGAGCCACCUAGAUGACGAUGAAACUAACGAUAGCUCUUCUCCAACAGACUAUAAAAUAGCUGAUCAGAAGCUACGUUCCAAACAUUCAGAGACGGAGCAACGCAGGAGGAGUAAAAUCAAUCAAAGAUUUCAAAUUUUGAGGGACCUGAUACCUGAAAAUGAUCAAAAAAGAGAUAAAGCUUCGUUUCUAUUGGAGGUUAUACAGUAUAUCCAGUUUUUACAGGAGAAGUUGCAGGUCUACGAGGGCUCUUGUCAAGGUUGGAGCUUGGAGUCCACAAAGUGUUUGCCUAUGCAGGUUGGCUGUCCAACAAAACUUUCUUACAUGCCUCAGAGAAUUAAUUCUGGGCCAGAUGCAAGCUUUGUCGAUCAGACUCAAUUUGAAAGAAACUUUUAUGGUCACGAAGACGAUGUUCAUCCUGCCCUGCUAAGUAAUGUGCAGAACCCAGUGGAAUCUGACUUAACUGGAGCUACCUUAUAUAAAUCAACAGAUAACCCACCCAUGGCAACACAAGCCCCUACUAUGGCCAUGCCACUUCCAGCAGCUAUAUUUGAGAGUUUGCCUGGCCAGCCCCAAGGAUCUUUUACUGAAGCAGACCAAUUAAACUUUUGGCAGGGUAGGUCAUGUGCAGAUGAUUGUUCGGUUCCUGUAUACUCCUCAAAUGGGGAAGAACUGAAGAGUGAGAGUGAUGAAGCUAGUAUCUCAAAUGUCUACUCUCAAGGGUUGUUGAAUUGCUUAAAAUGUUCACUACAGUCGUCAGGAGUUGAUUUGUCCCAAACCAACAUUUCCGUGCAGCUGGACGUUGGAAAACAAACUACCAGCAAUAAUACCAAUCCCGUAUUCUCUAUCAAGGGUCAAGAAAAUGCCUCCAGUCUCUGCUACCGAUCUUCUAUAAAUGCUGGGAAGCAUUAUGAGCACCCUCCAAAAAGGUUGAGAGGUGACGACACCUAGAGUAACUUUGAGAUACUACAAUUUUUGUUCCAUGUUCCCCAGAUCCCGUUUCAGUUUUCGUUUGUGAGGGGCAAGAUGUUCUUACAUCCAUCCAAAAGCAUGUACCAUUGCACUCGACUAUGCUUUGCUAGGCAUCUCCGCAGCUUCAUUUAGUAUUUCUGUUGAGAGACUUCAUCCUAGCAAGCUAAAGGUGGCUUUUGAAUUUAAUAUGGUAACGAAGUAGCUGUGAAAUUUAGUGUGCGCAGAUAUAUGAUUUCUUCCAGCAAGGGAGAAACUAGACUGGUUGGUGGUAGUAGCUAUUGAUAUUUGUUCUAUUGACGAUGAUCCUCUUGGUUCGGUUAAGAUUUGUUGUCCCAUUUAUUUCUA